Molecule: messenger RNA, 1490 nt
Organism: Pogoniulus pusillus (Red-fronted tinkerbird)
Lineage: Eukaryota; Metazoa; Chordata; Aves; Piciformes; Lybiidae
Gene: IER5
Product: immediate early response 5
Exons: 1
Coding region: 57-830 (257 amino acids)
Source: RefSeq, a predicted model, not a curated record
GCGCGGAACGGAGGAACUCCGCGGGCACCUCCGUCUCGCCGCCGUCGGUUUCCCUCAUGGAGUUCAAGCUGGAGGCUCACCGCAUCGUCAGCAUCUCGCUGGGCAAGAUCUACAGCGCACGGGGCCAGCGCGGUGGCCUCAAGCUCCACAAGAACUUACUGGUGUCGCUGGUGCUGCGCACCGCUCGCCAAGUCUACCUGAGCGAGCCGGACUUCCCGCCCGAGCCGCCCCCCAGCGCCUGCGGGGCCCCCGCAGAGGAGUCGCCGUUGCCACCCUGCUCAGCCACCACCAGCGCCUGGGCGGCCGGCGAGCUGCUGCCGCCGCCCCCGCAGGACGAAGCAGGGGACGGCCCUCGGCUGCCCGGUGCGAACUGCGAGGGCUCCCGUCUGCGGCGCUGUUGCUGCGGCUGUAGCUGCUACUGCGCGGCGGCGGCCGGCGAGGCCAACAGAGCCACUACCGUUGUGGUGGGGGCCGCGGCGUCCCCGAUGUCACACUGCGCUCGGAAGCGGAGCGCCGGCGAGCGGGGCCAGGCGGGCUCCCCAGUGAAGAAACCCCGCCGAGAGGUGGAGGAGGGGCCGCCGCCGGGUGACCAAGAGGACAUGGAGACGGGCAACGUGGCCAGCCUCAUCAGUAUCUUCGGCUCCAGCUUCUCUGGACUGCUCAGUAAGGAGCCCAAGGGUCGGCGGCGGGCACCCUUCGGCAGAGGCGAAGCGGCGGGGACGGGGACAGGGCCACCCACCGAGACAGCGUCCGAAUCGGGACAGAUCUGCUACGACGAGCCGGUGCUGCGGACCCUCAACCCGUGGAGCACGGCCAUUGUGGCCUUCUGACGCGCCGGCCCCAAAGACUCACCGGCCGCCGGCGGCGUGGGGGACCCGGCGGACGGGCGGCCUGACAGCCGGACCGAGAGGUGACCCUCAUACACGCCCUGCUUUUCUCUUUCCUUCCUUCCCCGCACCACCAGCCCGGCGGAGGAGGACGGGCAGCGCCGCGGGACUCCGGCGCCGGCGAGUCCAACCGCCCGGGAAGGGCCUCGGGGCAGCAGGGCAGCAGCACUUCCCCCUUCGGGUCCUGUCUACCGGCAGCCGCCCUGGGAGCGUCCCCCGGCCCUGCCCUCCCGGAAUUCCCCUUCCUGCCUGGGGGAGACUCUGGGGCUGCCGGUGGCACCGGGGAGGAGCCCGCUGGGUAAUAACCUUUAGCUCGGGAAGUAUUAAAUUUAUUAAAUAAAGUCUCUAUUUUGAAAAAAAGGUUUAGGUCAGAAGUAUUACAUGGUGCUUUUAAAAAGUAUUUUAUUGAGAGAAACGAAGUUUACAGACGCUCCGAGGGCAAGUGCUUGAGCCCGUUCGUUAGGUAACUCCCGGUCUUUGUUGUAUAAAGGCUUGGGGCUCCCGUAGGGAUUUUUGUACAGUGUUCUCCGGUGAUGUAUCUUGUUUUGUAUAAAAUGGAAUGCUACGUGUACAACACGUAUUAAAUAUUUUUCAUCUGUGCAA